Ornithorhynchus anatinus (platypus) is the source of this 1309-nucleotide messenger RNA. RefSeq names its product glioma pathogenesis-related protein 1-like. Lineage: Eukaryota; Metazoa; Chordata; Mammalia; Monotremata; Ornithorhynchidae. Gene Ontology annotation, cellular component: extracellular region. Bases 517 to 1281 code for a protein of 254 amino acids. The transcript is spliced from 5 exons. The record is from RefSeq and is a predicted model, not a curated record.
AUCCAUAAUUUAUUUUAACGUCCGUAAUCCUUUCCAGACUAUAAAUUCCUCUGGGGAAGGAACAUGUCUAUCAUCUCUGUUGUAUUGUACUCUCCCAAGUGCUUAGUAAAAUGCUCUUCAAACAGUAAGCUCUCAAUAAAUACAAUUGAUUGAUUGAUUAAUUGAUUAAUUAAACUACAGCAAGAAAGAAUAUGGGAAGAUUCCCAAAGAAUCCAAGAGAUUCCUGUGCAUCUCCCCAGGUGAAGUGAAUGGCUCAAUAUGGCUCCAACCAAACGACACUUGCCCCAAGGGAAUGAGUUCUUCUGAAGAACCAACAAAGAGUUAAACACAGCAGGCUUUAACCCGGAAAUGUGAAAGAGAAAGUACAAGUUUUAUCAUUUCAUAAUCAAGUAGUUUGAGCCAUUUCAAUUUCACUUCUGUUGCUUCAUCAACUGGGAUAUUGGAAAGCCUCUGAAGUUCAAAUGGUACAAAGAAACCCACAGUAAUAUAAAAUUCAUCCUGGGAGCAGCUUCCUCUAUGAUCUUGGGCACCUGGUUGGCCAUGGAGAUGAGACUCGGUGUGAUAGCAUUCUCAGUUUUCUCCAUCUGCGGUUACUCAGACAAAGAGGAUUCCUUGCCUGACAUAGAAAACGAAGACUUUAUCAAAGAUUGUGUUCAAAUUCAUAACAAGCUGAGAUCAGAGGUAAAUCCACCAGCCAGCAACAUGCUCUAUAUGACCUGGGAUCCAGAUUUAGCUAAGACUGCCAGGGCCUGGGUUAAAACCUGCCAGUUUAAACAUAACACUGAUUUGAAAGAGGCAAAGAAGUUCCAUCCUAGCUUCUCAUCCGUGGGAGAAAAUAUCUGGACGGGAUCUCUCAGACUCUUCUCUGUGAGCUCGGCCAUCCAAAACUGGUACAAUGAGGUCCAUCAUUACACCUAUGAGACUCACUACUGCUCAGGCGUGUGCGGCCAUUACACUCAGGUUGUCUGGGCAACCAGUUAUAAAGUUGGCUGUGCAGUUCAAUUCUGCCCUCAAGUUUUUGGCCAUAAAGGACUGACCAAUGCAGCUCAUUUCAUUUGCAACUAUGGACCCAGUGGAAAUUACCCGACACACCCAUAUAAAUCAGGAGCAGCUUGCAGUGCCUGCAGUGAAAAUGAAACAUGUGUGAACAAGCUCUGCAGAGACUCCAGUUGGAAAGCGGACUGGGAAUCAUUCACCCGGAAUCGGACCCUAGGUUUUGUCCUCAUCGCUAUUUCAAUAUUUCUGGUCCUGUCGACCGCAGCUUCCAUUUCGGCAAAAUAAUACAGGCAGGACAGAUGAGAGAGUCCCA